UCCCAGCCUUGCCUCGGGUGUAGGGAUUGCAUAGGAAAAAGAGCAAAACUACACAGCUACACUGUGUGGUUUUGUUUUUUGGAGUUUCUUUGAGGCUAAACUGUUCUCACAUUGGAUUUUCUGACAUUUCUGGAUAAGGAGAUUGUUUCUGAAGAAAUACAACUUCUGGGCUUCGCCCCAUCAAAUCUAGGCACUCUUGUGGAUACAAGGUGCCGUCCACAAUGUCUACACAGGCGCCAACAUUUACACAGCCGCUGCAAAGCGUUGUGGCACUAGAGGGUAGUGCUGCAACGUUUGAAGCACAAGUUAGUGGUUCUCCAGUUCCUGAGGUGAGCUGGUUCCGUGAUGGCCAGGUUCUUUCCGCUGCCGCUCUGCCCGGCGCACAGAUCUCGUUCAGCGAUGGCCGCGCUGUUCUGAUGAUCCCUGCUGUGACAGCCGCACACAGUGGAAGAUUUUCUGUCAGAGCCACCAAUGGUGCUGGACAAGCCACUAGCACCGCUGAACUUCUUGUUACAGUGGAGACUGCGCCGCCCAAUUUUAUUCAGAGACUUCAGAGUUUGACCGUGAGACAAAGAAGCCAAGUGAGACUGGAUGUUCGUGUGACAGGAAUCCCUACACCUGUGGUAAAGUUCUACAGAGAGGGAGCCGAGAUACAGAGCUCCGCUGACUUUCAGAUUGUUCAAGAAGGAGACCUUUACAGUUUGUUGAUUGCCGAAGCCUUCCCAGAGGAUUCUGGAACUUACUCUGUAAAUGCUUCAAACAGCAGCGGACGGGCUACCUCCACUGCUGAACUGCUGGUUCAAGGUGAAGAAGCUGUGCCUGCCAAGAAGACUAAAACCGUAAUUUCAUCUUCCUCUCAGAGGUCUUCCUCUCAGAGUCGCCAGACCAGAGUUGAGACAAGGAGUAUGGAGGCUCAUUUUGAAUCCUCAUCCAUGCAAAUGCAUGUUGAAGGUGGUGGAGUGAGCCAUCUAGCACACAAGACCCCACCACGUGUGCCCCCUAAGCCAACCUCAACCUCCAAGUCCCCAACACCAUCAUCUCUUGCAGCCAGAGUGGCAGGGGGACGUCAUCAGUCACCAUCACCUGUGAGGCAUGUCAAGGCGCCCACUCCGGCCCCUGUUAGGUCAGUAUCCCCCACUUCUAGACUGUCUGUGUCCCCAAUCAGACCAGUCAAAUCUCCACUGACCACACGCAAACAGGUAGCCCAUGGUCCUGAUGUCCUCCCACCAUGGAAGCAGGGAGACUUUGUUGAAGGGUCCAGCAGCUAUUCCAGCAGCAUGACUUCCAGUGCCACCCAUGCCCAGGCCUCCAUGUCUGCCACCCAUGCCCAGGCCUCCAUGUCUGCCACCCAUGCCCAGGCCUCCAUGUCUGCCACCCAGGUUCACAUGGAGCAGCGCUGGGAGGGCUCUUAUGGAUUGCAAACGGCUGGGUCCGCUGCAUCUGGUGUCGCUGUGAGAGAGGAGGUGCAGCAUGAGGUGGACGAUAAAAGCAUUGCUGUAGCUACUGUGGUAGCAGCUGUGGACCAGGCUCGCAGCCGCAAGUCUGCUGGUUUUACACCAGAGCCGGUGCCGGUGGUGACAGCCAGUGCAGAGACACAGAGCACCUCUAGCACCUCUACUGCUGUGUUCAUGUCCACAACAAGGGAACAGGUUGAGGGUGGGAAAAAAGCAGAGGCAAAGGCUACAGUGGUUGCUGCUGUCGACCUAGCACGUGUUCGGAAGCCUUUGCAUGCUGAGGGGGGCCAUGCUGAAGAGGAAACCAUACAAUCUGAUUUAAAACAGCAGAUGAUGAUGGCUACCACUGAGCAACAAGUCACAGUGAAAACUGAGGCUGCAACUGUGCCAAUGGUGCAAAUACCAAUAAUACCACCACCAUCAAUUCAAACAACAUCUGAUGAACAGAGUAUUCAUGUUACCCAGAUACAAAGAAGUAGAGAAACUACUACCGCCCACAUGGAAACUGCCCUCGCACCAUCCCCAAUUCCACAUUUCACAGUUUCAAAAGUUACUGUUCCUAAACCUGACCAUAGCUAUGAGGUUUCGAUAGCAGGUUCUGCUAUUGCCACACUGCAGAAAGAGUUAUCCUCUACCUCUGCACAUGCUGCUCAAAAGAUCAUCAAGCCAGUCAAGCCUCCAUCUCCUAGUCUCCACCGUAAGGUUGUGGACGUGAUGCCAGCGCCAACCAAGUCUCCGUUUAAGGAUCUCUCCGAGAGAUAUAAGACUCAUUUCGACACUCAGUUACAGACUCAGAUAGGCGCUACGUUUACAGGGGAAACGGAGCAAAUGUAUAAGGAUUUGGAAACAAAGAUCGUUGAGACUGCAGCAGUUCCAGCCCCUGCAGAGGAGCCAGUUGUGCCACCUACUCUUGUAGCUGGCUUAAAGAACCUGACUGUGACUGAGGGUGAGUCUGUGACUCUGGAAUGCCAGAUCUCUGGUCAACCUGCCCCUGGCAUCAUGUGGUUCAGGGAGGACUACAGAAUUGAAAGCUCCAUUGACUUCCAGAUCACUUAUGAGAGUAAAUGUGCCCGUCUGGUCAUCCGCGAGGCUUUCGCAGAAGACAGCGGUCGCUUCACUUGCACUGCUACUAGCAGUGCUGGAACUAUCAGCACAUCCUGUUACCUGCUUGUCAAAGUAACCGAGGAGAUUGAGACCCGGGAAGAGAUGACACAACAAGGCACUGUCACUGUAUUUGACCUUACUACUCAAGAGAAACUUUUUACUACUGAAGCAAAGGAGGAGACCAUGUCGGAGGUGAGCUCUGCCAUUGCCACCGCAGGUUCACCAGUGGAUACUGCAGAUGCCAUCGCUCCCUUCUUUGUCAAGAGGCCAACUGUACAGAAGUUGGUGGAGGGCGGACGUGGUUUUGAGUGCCAGAUCGGAGGCAGCCCCAAGCCACACAUGUUAUGGAAGAAGAGUGGAGUGCCCCUUACUACAGGAUACAGAUAUAAAGUCCACUACGAUAAGGAAAGUGGAGUGUGUAAAUUGGAGAUCUCCAUGACAUUUGCUGAUGAUGCUGGAGAGUACUCAGUCUUUGCCAGGAACCCGCUUGGAGAAGCCUCUGCCUCAGCUGGACUGCUGGAGGAAGGGGAAUAUGAAGAAUACAUGAAGAAACAUGAAAUGACAUAUAAGAGUGAAGUAAUUACAACGGUGCAGAUGGAUGUACCCCCUGUUGUUGUGAGCGAAUAUGACGACGACCAGAUGUAUAGGCAGAGGAGAAUGACACAGCAAGCACAAACACAAAGCUUUGUUUCAACACAGGAACUCCAGAUUUCUUCCUUUGAGGAGAGGAUUAUCCACGAGAUUGAGAUCCGCAUCCUGCAAAUUACCUACCAACAGAUUGUGACUGAGGAUCGGGAAGAGAUGGUGACUUGUGCAGAUCGUGAGGCUUUACAGUCAGCCUUUGCAACUCCAGUUAAAAACUACAGGAUCAUAGAAGGAAUGGGUGUUACUUUCCACUGCAAAAUGGCAGGAACUCCACUGCCCAAGAUUGCGUGGUACAAAGAUGGAAAGCGUAUCCAUCAUGGUGGCCGUUACCAGAUGGAGAGUCUUCAUGAUGGUAGAGCCAGCCUGCGUCUUCCUGUGGUGCUGCCAGAGGAUGAGGGUGUUUACACAGCAUUAGCCAGCAACAUGAAGGGCAACUCUGUGAGCUCAGGGAAACUGUAUGUGGAGCCCACUGCCAUUGCAGGAGCUCAGCGUUACACGCCUGAACCUCAGGCAAUGCAGAGAAUUAGGUCCCAGUCCCCAAGAUCUCUGAGUCGCUCUCCCGGACGCUCUACUAGUCGCUCUCCUGCCCGCUCUCCUGGUCGCAGGCUUGAUGACACUGAUGAGAGUCAGCUGGAGAGACUGUACAAGCCUGUGUUUGUCUUGAAGCCACAGUCAUUCAAGUGCGCUGAAGGGCAGACUGCCAGAUUUGACCUGAAAGUAGUUGGUAGACCCAUGCCUGACACUUUCUGGUUCCACAAUGGGCAACAAGUUGUCAAUGAUUACACCCACAAGAUAGUGGUGAAGGAAGAUGGAACUCAGUCACUGAUUGUGGUUCCAGCCAUGCCCCAUGACUCUGGAGAAUGGACGGUCGUUGCUCAAAACAGAGCUGGGAAAAGCUCUGUGUCCAUGACACUUACAGUUGAUGCCAAAGAAAAUUUGAUCAGACCCCAGUUUAUUGAGAAGCUGAGGAAUGUCAGUGUCAAGAAAGGCACUCUGGUUGAGUUGGCGGUCAAAGCCAUCGGAAACCCCCUGCCUGACAUUGUAUGGCUGAAAAACAGCGACAUCAUCUCCCCACAGAAGCACCCAAAUAUCAAGAUCGAGGGCAUCAAGGGAGAAGCCAAAUUCCACAUCCCACAGUCAGUGAGCUCUGAUAGUGCCUGGUACACAGCCACAGCCAUUAACAAAGCUGGAAGAGAUACCACUCGCUGCAGGGUCAACAUUGAGGUAGAUGCUGCUGAACCUGCGCCAGAGAGGAGACUCAUUAUCACCAAAGGAACCUACAAGGCCAAGGACAUAGCAGCUCCAGAGUUGGAACCCUUGCAUCUCCGUUAUGGUCAAGAGCAGUGGGAGGAGGAUGACCUAUAUGACAAGGACAAGCAGCAGAAACCACAGUUCAAGAAGAAACUGACUUCUGUCAGGUUGAAGCGUUUUGGCCCAGUCCAUUUUGAAUGCAGACUGACCCCAAUUGGUGAUCCCACUAUGGUGGUUGAGUGGUUGCAUGAUGGCAAACCCCUGGCAGCUGCUAACAGAUUGCGCAUGGUUAAUGAAUUUGGCUACUGUAGUCUUGACUUUGAAGUUGCCUAUGCCAGAGAUAGUGGUGUCAUCACCUGCAGAGCCACUAACAAGUUUGGAGUUGAUCAGACCUCAGCUACACUGAUUGUAAAAGAUGAGAAGAGCCUUGUUGAGGAGACACAGUUACCUGAGGGCAGGAGGGAAAUACACAGAAUUGAUGAGAUGGAGCGCAUGGCACACGAGGGAGGGCCUUCUGGAGUCACUGGGGAUGAGUAUUCAGAGAAGUCAAAGCCUGAAAUUGUCCUUCUUCCUGAACCAGCAAGAGUGCUGGAAGGUGACAUUGCAAGAUUCCGUUGCAGAGUUAUUGGCUAUCCUACGCCUAAGGUUAACUGGUACCUCAACGGACAGCUCAUUCGCAAGAGCAAGAGAAUGAGGCUUCGCUAUGAUGGCAUUUACUAUCUUGAGAUUAUAGAUAUCAAGUCAUACGAUGCAGGAGAUGUGAAAGUGGUAGCAGAGAACCCAGAGGGCACAGCUGAGCAUCUGGUGAAGCUCGAGAUCACACAGAGAGAGGACUUCAGAUCCAUCCUCCGUCGCGUCCCUGAACCAAAGGCACAUGACACUACUGAACAUGGGAGAGUUAGCUUUGAAGUUGUGAAGGUUGACAGACCAGCUGAUGCCCAGCCAAAGGAAGUUGUCAAACUGAGGAAGACUGAAAGAGUCAUCCAUGAGAAGUCCACAGAGGAGACAGAUGAGUUGAAGAGCAAAUUUAAGCGCAGGACAGAGGAAGGUUAUUAUGAAGCCAUCACUGCUGUGGAGCUCAAGUCCAAGAGGAAGGAUGAGUCCUAUGAGGAUAUGCUUAGGAAGAGGAAGGAAGAACUGCUUCAUCACAUGAAAGAGUUGACUGAGGCUGAGAAGAAGAAAGAGAUGGAGGAGGGUCAACUCACCAUACCCACAAUCAAACCAGAGAGAAUACAGCUCUCUCCCAGCAUGGAAGCUCCAAAGAUCUUGGAACGCAUUGCUAGCCAGACCGUGUCUCAGACCGAGGAAGUUCGCUUCAGAGUCAGAGUUGUCGGCAAACCAGAACCUGAGUGCCAGUGGUUCAAGAAUGGAAUUCUGCUGGAGAAGACCGAUCGAAUUUACUGGUAUUGGCCUGAAGACCACGUGUGUGAAUUAGUGGUCAGAGAUGUCACAGCAGAAGACUCUGCUAGCAUCAUGGUCAAAGCCAUGAACAUUGCUGGAGAGACAUCAAGCCAUGCAUUCCUGCUGGUACAAGCCAUUACAGUUAAUAGCUUUACUCAACAACUAGAGGAUGUGGAAGCGAAAGAGAAGGACACCAUGGCGACCUUUGAGUGUGAAACAAAUGAGCCUUUCGUUAAAGUCAAAUGGAUGAAGAACAAUUCUGAGAUUUUCUCUGGAGACAAAUACAGGAUGCACUCAGACAGAAAAGUUCAUUUCCUUUCUGUACUGACCAUCAACAUGAAGGACGAUGCAGACUACAGUUGUGUUGUUGUUGAAGAUGACCACAUCAGGACCACUGCCAGACUCAAUGUGGAAGGUGCUUCACUGUCAAUUGUGAAGAGGCUGGAGAACAUUGAAGUGCCUGAGACCUACUCUGGGGAGUUUGAGGUUGAAUUGUCUCGAGAGGAUGCUGAAGGUACAUGGUAUUUCAAUGACAAGGAAAUCACUCCCAGCAGCAAAUAUGUUACCUCCUCCCGCCGUGGACGCCAUACCUUGUCUGUCAAAGACAUCAAGAAAGAAGAUCAGGGAAAAUAUACAUUCAAAAUUGCUGAUAUGCAGACCAGUGCCUCCCUGAAGAUGAAACUGCGCCCUGUGACACUGAUGCAACCCCUCACUGACCUGACAAUCUGCGAGGGUGACAUCGCUCAAUUAGAAGUGCGAUUCUCUCAGGAAAACGUUGAGGGAACAUGGAUGAAGAAUGGCCAAGCAAUCUCCGCCACAGAUCGCAUCCACAUCGUUAUCGACAAACAGGUCCACAAGCUGCUUGUUGAAAACGUGAGCAGAGACGAUGCUGCAACAUACUCCUUCGUUGUCCCAGCUCAGGAUAUCUCCACCUCUGGGAAGUUGAACAUUCAAACGAUUGAUAUUUUGAGCCCACUCACUGAUAUUACCGCAGUUGAGGGCACCAAGGCUGUUAUGGAGGCUAAAAUCUCUGCUGCUGAUGUUACCUCUGUGAAAUGGUACCACAAUGACAAACUUGUGAUGCCCAGUGAGAGAAUCCAGAUGCUUGCAAAGGGAUCCAAACAGCGCCUGGUAUUCCACAGGACCUUUGCCUCCGAUGAAGGAACCUACAAGCUAUGUGUUGGCAAAGCUGACUCUAGCUGUAAACUGACUAUUGAAAAAAUUCACAUCACCAAGCAUAUGGAGGAUCAAGUUUGCACAGAGACGCAGAAUAUAACAUUUAAAGUUGAGGUUUCCCACCCUGGUAUUGCCGCUGUGUGGACCUUCAAGAAACAACCACUCAAAGCUGGUCCAAAGCAUAAGAUUGAGGCCAAGGGCAAAAAUUACAGCCUGAGUGUCAUUAAUACCAUGAAGGAUGAAGAGGGAGAAUACGCAUUCGCCGCUGGGGAACAGACAUCCAGCGCAAAGCUUACUGUGUCAGGUGGUGCCAUAAACAGACCACUCCAGGACGUGACUGUGGCUGAGUCUCAGACAGCUGAGCUGGAGUGUGAGGUGGCCAACCCAACUGCUGAGGGCAAGUGGCUCAAGGAUGGACAACCCGUGAACUUCAGUGACAAUGUCAACCAUAUGAACAAUGGAGCUGUCAGACGUCUUGUUAUUACCAUAACCAGACCCAAUGACAUCGGUGAAUACACUUACCAGGUCGCAAACUCCAAGACAACAGCCAACCUGAGAGUUGAGGCUGUGAAAGUCAAGAAGACACUGAAGAACCAAACUGUUACUGAGACACAGGAGGCAGAGUUCAGUCUGGAGCUCACCCACAAGAAUGUGAAGGGCUCACAAUGGAUUAAGAAUGGUGUAGAGAUCAACCCAAGUGAGAAAUAUGAAAUCACAACUGAUGGCCUGGUCCACACCUUGAAGAUCAAGAACUGUGACACACGCGAUGAAUCAGUUUAUGGAUUCAAACUUGGGAAACUAUCUGCUAAUGCUAGAUUGAAUGUUGAGACAAUCAAGAUUGUGAAGAAGCCUAAAGAUGUGACAUCACUAUUGGAUGCCACUGCCUCUUUUGAGCUGAGUCUGUCCCAUGAUGACAUCCCUAUCAAAUGGAUGUUCAAUAACAAGGAGCUUAAACCAAGUGAAAAUGUCAAAAUACUGUCUGAGAGAAAAGCUCACAAGCUGACCAUCCAGAAUGUGAAGACUGACGACCAUGGAGAGUACACAGCUGUAGUUGGAAACCUGCAAUGCAGCGCAUCUUUAUAUGUUGAAGCUCUGCGUGUCACAAAACCCAUCAAGAACAUUGAAGUCCCAGAGACCCACGUGGCCACUUUUGAAUGUGAAGUUUCACACUUCAAUGUCCCGUCCACUUGGCUGAAAAAUGGAGUGGAGAUAGAAAUGAGUGAAAAGUUCAGGAUUGUGGUGCAGGGCAAGCUUCACCAGCUCAAGAUCAUGAACACUAGCAGAGAAGACUCUGCAGAAUACACCUUUGUCUGUGGAAAUGACAGAGUCUCCGCCACUUUGACCGUCAAUGCCAUUUUGAUCACCAACAUGCUGAAAGACCUCAAUGCACAGGAGAAAGACACCAUCACAUUUGAAGUGAAUGUCAACUAUGAGGGCAUCACCUACAAGUGGCUCAAGAAUGGUGUUGAGAUUCCCUCCACAGACAGAUGCCAGAGCCGCACCAAACAGCUAACUCACUCGCUCACCAUCCGAAAUGUUCAUUUUGGUGAUAGUGCGGAGUACAAGUUUGUGGCUGGUUCUGCUGCGUCAGCAGCAAAGCUUUAUGUUGAUGCUCGCGUUAUUGAAUUCACCAAGCAUAUCAAAGAUAUCAAGAUUACAGAGAAGAAGAGGGCCACUUUUGAAUGUGAGAUCUCUGAGCCCAAUGUUCAGGUGAUGUGGAUGAAAGAUGGACAAGAGUUGGACAUUUCCGAAAGAUACACCGUAUCCACCGAGAAAUUCCUGCACCGUCUAAUGAUCCAGUCAGUCCGCAUGUCUGAUGCCGGAGAAUAUUCUGUCGUCGCUGGUGCAAGCGUGUCAAAGGCUUAUCUCACCGUGGAGGGCAAAGAUGUCCGCAUUACAGAGCCUGCUGAGAAGAAAAUGACGGUUGUUGAGAAACAAAGAACGACGUUUGAGUUUGAAGUCAAUGAGGAUGACAUUGAAGGUCGCUGGCUGAGGGACGGUGUUGAGCUCCAGUUUUCCGUUGAGCAGAGGUUUAGUUAUGUUUGCAUUAGAAAGCUCCAUCGUCUGACCAUCACUGAGACCUACAGAAGUGAUGCAGGAGAAUACACCUUCAUCGCUGGCAGGAACAGGACCGUUGUGACACUUCAUGUCAACAUCCCUGAGCCACCUCAGAUCAUUAACCACAUGCAGCCCCUGUCUGUGGAGGCCGGCAAACCGGCUCGCUUCUCUGUGGAAGUGACUGGCGUCCCCCAGCCCCAGGUGUUCUGGUACAAGAACUCCCAGGCUCUCUCCCCAGGCUUCAAGUGCAAGUUUUUGCGUGAUGGGAAUGAACACUGUCUGCUACUCAUUGAAGUGUUCCCAGAGGAUGCAGCGGUCUACAACUGUGAGGCCAAGAAUGAAGGUGGUGUUGCCACCAGUUCAGCUGCACUGAAUGUCGAAGUUUCAGAAGUUGUUUCUCCUGACACUGGAGCUCCUCUGUCCCCACCUACCAUCAUCUCACCAAUCAGCAACACCUCAACCACUGAGGGAGAGUCAGCCAGAUUCCAGUGCAAAGUUACUGGAGAAGCUCUGAAGAUGUCCUGGUACCGUGGAGAGAAGGAAAUUAAGCAGUCAGACUUCUUCAGGAUUUCUACAUUUGAUGACACCUGCCAGCUUGAGAUCAGCAGAGUGUUCUCUGAGGAUGAGGGGGAAUACACCUGUGUUGCCAGAAACGCAGGAGGAAUGGUCACAUGCUCUGCACGUUUGAAACUUGAUGUUACCCAUAUGAAGGAAGAGUUUGAAGCAACCAUUGAGCAAGAAGCCAAAGAAUAUUCUAGGUCGACUGUGACGACAGUGGAAGAAGAACAAGAAUCCUACACCACUGGCCUUCAGUUACCUCAAACAUCCAAAACACUUGAACUCCAGCCAGAGUCUAAAUACUAUUCUAGUACUUUAGAGGAUAAAAAAGAAAAGCCUAUAUUUUUGACCCAACUCUCACCAGCAGCUGUCAAUGUUGGAGAGUCAGCAAGAUUUACUAUCACAGUAUCUGGCCUUCCAAAGCCUACUGUUCAGUGGUUUCAUAAUGGGAAAGUCAUUACUUCUUCAUCAAUUUACAAAUUGGUUCAAGAAAAAGAUGAGUAUACCUUAAUAAUAUCUGAGGUAAAAACAGAGUAUAAAGGCGAGUACACUUGUACAGCUAGCAAUAGAUUUGGCCAGACAACCUGUACUACUUACCUGGAGGUAAGUAAGAGAGCUUCAACUACAGCUGAGCAAUGGGUGGAAAAAAUGUUCAAAGCCACUGUCCAACCUCCAAAUUUCACUAGCCAAAUCAAACCUAUAAAAUGCCAAGAGGGAGGUGAGGCUUACUUUAAAUAUAAAGUAACUGGUGAUCCAAUACCAGAUGUACAGUGGUAUAAAAGUGCUCAUCAAAUUCAGCCUGGUAAGUACUGCAUUAUAAUGAACAACCCAGAUGGCUCUGGCUUCAUCAACAUGAAGGGCAUUCAACAGCAGGACAGUGGUCUCUAUACAUGUAAGGCUUCCAACCCAUCUGGUGAGGCCUCUUGUAGUGCUGACCUAAUUGUUUUCAAAGAGCCUAUCUCUGUAUCUCAGCGUAAGGAACCCAUGGUUGUUCAAAAAGGUUAUAAAGUAUCCAUGACUGCUGAACAAGCUACAGAGACCCGCUUGUACGAGGUCAACCUUCUCGGAGAGAUCAGGGCCAGAGAUCAAGCAGGACAUCAGAUGGUGUACACCAUUGGCACCGAGGACAGCCAGGUUGUUUCCAGUGAGCAAGUACAAACCCUUAGAGAGUUGGAUAUGUCAGCAGCUACGGUCCAAAGAGAAAGGGUCACCCACCAGGCUGCAGUUCUGCAGUCACAUGAGGUACAAGAGAGAGUGUCUGUGGGUGUCACUCGUCCACCUGAAGUUUCAGUAGUUUCUACGAAACAACACCGUACGGCUCCCUUUCAUACAUCUGCUGUUCAGGAUAGCCCACAGCUCACAGAGCAGCACUGUGACCGUAUCCAAAGCCCAGUGGUCAUAGAGCUGCAGUCUUCAAAAGAGAAGCGUUCACAAUUCAUGUCUGCCACUUCCGAGGAGAUAACCACCUUGGCGAGUGUAAGCACGGAGAUGUCAGGUGAAAGGAAGACAGAUAAAGUAAAGCCAACCUCCGAGCCAAAACAUCUUGUCAGUAGUCAUCUUGUUGAAUCCCAACUGUCAAUUUUAAAAGAACGAUCGCAUGAAAUUCCCAAGCCACAGGAGGAAAAAAGUUACAAAGUCAAAGAAGGCAUUAAGAUAUUGUAUUCCGCUAUGUCAACUGAAAAACAGAUGAUUCCUGAGGGCCAUACCACAGAUGUGCCAUCUUCUGACUCUGCUCUACAAUCUUCAGUAACAAAAGAAUCACUCAAACCAAUCCUAGCCUCAGUUUCUGAGACAAAACAAACCUUAUCAAAAGAGACUAAAUUUACCAUGCAGAGGCCAGAGGCAGAAAAGGCUCUCCUUCGUAAAGAUUACAUUAUGAAAUCUGCACUGACAGCUGAGGAAAAGCAGAUCUUACAAGCUGAACACACAAAACAAGUGAAGAGUUUAGAAAGUGCUACCUCAUUAUUUUCUCAGGUAGAAGGUGAACAGGUACUGCAUUUGCAGAUAAUUAGAGAUCAGGAUAUCCUACCAUCUGAGGAACCAUUUACUUGUGAGAAACCAGCUGUAGAACAAGCAGGUGCCAGGAAAAGCCCUACUCUUUUACAUACCGUAACCCACGAUGAACGGAUAUCUGUCACUUGCGAAGAUACGACUGAGUUUGAGGCCAAGAGAGACACAAUGACCAUUCAGCCCCAAAAACAAGCCCCUACCCCACUACAUCUUCAGUCAGUUCAUCCGGGAGGUGCCUUAACCAAAGAGGGAAUUAUUACCAUUGAAAAGCCAGCCCAACAGACAGCAACACAGAAGCAGGAGAAAGCCAGAAAACACGCAGCAUCCUCAGAGGAAAAAAGGGGGCUUAGCGCAGAUUAUUCCAAAGAUCUUGAUGUGUCUGUGACAGGAGUUCAGUCAAAGCUUAGAACAGAACCCAGACCACAGAACAUUCUUCAGGUCACAUCAAAGCCCAUGCAGAUAUCCAAAGAAACACCAUUUACUAGUGAUGCCAAACAGCAGCGUGCAUUAAUACAAAAAGAAGAUCGUUGGAACAUCAUGCAAGUUACAAGUGUGGCAGACAGUCAAGCGUUAGAGGAGGGACAUACUGAGAGUUUGACAGCUGUUGACACAUUUACAUGCAAAUCCGAAAUAGAGCCUAAAGUACCUACUGAGCCCAUACAAAUAGAGGAGAAGGCGAUCGCAACUGAGAGUAGUGUACUUCUAGAAGCAACAGAGCAAGAUUUUGCCAUCCAGAUACAGGAAGGACAGUCUGUUAGACAGUCAAUAAUGAUGGAUGAAAAGCGUAUAUUGAUUGGGGAAAUGUCUCAGCAAAUAACCAAAUCAGAGUCAACAAAAGUUAGCCUUAAAACUCAGCACAAAAUGGCUGUUUUCGUUUCAGAGUCUGGAGAAAGUCGAACUCUUCCAAAGGAGCUCACAUUUGUUAUUCAGAUUCCAAAACCAACAAGUUUGGACAUCAGACGUCAGUUGAAAGAUGCACUUCACUCUGCUGUGGCUCUUGAUCAGCCACUUAUACUAGCAGACGUUGUUGGAAGUUUAGAGGCUACUGAGGUACAGGAAGUGAAGGUACUCAAGGAACCUAGGCGUGCGAUGUUCACUUAUCUUAUCACAACACCAGGUGCCCCUAUGGAAAUAACACUUGCUUUUGAAGGUCAGUACCCCAAGACUGCAGAUCUAAGGACUGAACUCCAGGCAGCUUUCUACUCAAUUAUCUAUCACGAGCAGCAUGUUCUUACAUCUGAGCAACCUGGCACACUGCAAAUCGACAAGCCCCAAAGACUAAAGGUUAGCAGUGCAUCCUCCAAAGAAAUAUUGUCAUCUGUAGUUGAGACAGUAAAAGUAGCAGAAAGUGUAGUUGAUUUCACAACACCUAAAUCUCAGGCUGCUAAACGAAAGACAGAAUCUCGGGCUACACAUGAAACAGCAACAGCUGAGGAACGUAUUGUGGUGCAAGAGUCCAAAGUAACUCAAUCCAACUUGGGCGGUCAAGUAAUGGAAGUUACUACAGAAUCACUUGCUGAGUUUGGACAGACAGUACAGGUGGCCAUACAGGAGGUUAGAACUAUGACUGUAAAAGGUUAUGAGAGAGAUGUAGGUAUAGUUGAUAUCACCACCGAUAUGCCCAUGACAUCCAUUCCAACUGAACAGUCUUUAGAUGUACUCAUCCAAAGAGAACACAGGGAGGAAUUUAUUUCAGAAGACGUCCAAAAAUCUAAAUCUCAAGGAAAUGUAAACGAUUAUCCCAUUAUUGAAACUUUCCUUGAGGACAUUACCACAGAGGAGCAUUGUACGGUUACAUACACUGUGACAGUAAAGUAUGUUACAAAAGCUAAUUGGCUUUUCAAUGGACAAAUCAUUAAAUCUGGCAAAGAGUUCAAGUGUUCUAAAGAACAUGACACAUACACACUUACAAUCAUGAAAAUUAUCAAGGAGAAGCACGAAGGAGAAUAUGUCUUUGAGGCUGUGAAUGAAGCUGGAAAGACCACAACAUCAUCAAGACUCACAGUUGUCUCGAAAGUGCCACCUGUUUUCAGGUACAAAGUUGUUCCCCUGGAGAUCAAUGUUGGCAGUGAAGCCAAGUUUGAAUGUGAAAUUGAAGAGGCACCAAAUGUGAACUUCAAAUGGUUCAAGUCUGGCACUUCGAUCAAAGAGAGUGCAAAUUGUCACAUUCUCAGUCGGCAACUGACAUCUUCAUUGGAGCUUCUGAGCCCAACCAAAGCCGACAGUGGUGAAUACACCUGCAAGGCUACAAACCAACAUGGCAGUGACACCUGUGCCGCCAAACUGACAGUGACUGAGAUGUACCCGCCAGUAUUUAGUACAAAGCCUGAUCACAUGACUUUAUAUGUGGGCAAACAAGCAACCUUCCAGUGUGUAGUUACUGGCUCUUCACCGAUGACUAUUGUCUGGCACAAAGACAACAUUGCUAUCUCUCCGGGGGGAAGCUAUCAAAUAUCAUCUGACAAGACCAAAUAUUCCCUACAAAUCAAAAAUCUUCAGCUGAACGAUCAGGGCACAUACCUUUGCAAAGCAUCGAACAGUGUUGGUACUGUUACAUGCAGUUCAGAGUUGAGGGUUAUCAACAAACCCAGUUUCAUAAAGACCUUUGAGGUCUCAGUGUCUUCAGCCGUUGGUAACACACUGCGGCUCGAAGGUCAAGUGGAUGAGGACACUGGAGUGUCCAUCACCUGGAUGAAAGAUGGCAAAAAGCUUCAUCAAACAAUGGAUUGUAAACAAUCUUUUGAAGACAAGGUUGUCGUUCUUGAAAUUACAAAAGCAAAACUGAAAGAUUCAGGGAAAUAUGUAUGUACAGCUUCAAAUGAUGCUGGGAGUGCAACUUGUCCUACCACGUUGACGGUACAAGGUAAGGUCUUCGAGUAG
Molecule: messenger RNA, 14537 nt
Organism: Oncorhynchus gorbuscha (pink salmon)
Lineage: Eukaryota; Metazoa; Chordata; Actinopteri; Salmoniformes; Salmonidae
Product: titin-like
Source: RefSeq, a predicted model, not a curated record